This is a messenger RNA of Parastagonospora nodorum SN15, 1659 nucleotides long. RefSeq lists its product as hypothetical. The record is from RefSeq and is a predicted model, not a curated record. Gene Ontology annotation, cellular component: cytoplasm; spliceosomal complex. Lineage: Eukaryota; Fungi; Ascomycota; Dothideomycetes; Pleosporales; Phaeosphaeriaceae. The transcript has 3 exons. Gene Ontology annotation, molecular function: protein binding. Gene Ontology annotation, biological process: mRNA cis splicing, via spliceosome. Bases 1 to 1659 code for a protein of 552 amino acids.
AUGGCUUCACACAACCCGCCGCCGUGGCGCACCGAGCGCAGCAAUCUGCCGCAGCGGUCUGCGCCCUCUGCGACAGUGCCGGCGAAGCGAUCGGCCGACUCGCGAGCACACGACAAACCUGCGAAACGGGCGGCCAACACGACAAACGCGGCCGAGGAGGCGUGGGUGGCAGACGAGGACCGCUUUGUGCUGGCGCAGGCAAAAAAGAAGGCGGCGCUGCGCGUAAAAGGCGGCCGCGCCAAACCCAUCGACUGGCUGGCCGUCAUCCUGCGCUUCGUCGACCCGACCAAGGAACUCCUGGACGACGAGGUCGAAGAUGCCGAGCUGGAGGUGGUGGAUCCCGAAGGCGUGCUCGAGGGCCUCGACGCCGACGAGCUCUCGGGCUUGGAGAAGGAGAUUGAAAACUACCUCACACUGGAGACGAACCGCAGCAACCGAGACUACUGGAAUGCCUUGAAGUCCAUAUGCAAGGACCUCCGCCGCAAGUCGAAAGCGUCGGCAUCCGAAGGGCGCGGCACCAGCUCGGUCGCCGCAGACAUCGACAAGCUGCUCUCGCCCAAGACGUACGAGCAGCUGGAAACGCUCGAGGCGCAGGUCAAGCGCAAGCUGGACUCGGACGAGCCCAUCGACUACGACUACUGGGAGCAGUUGCUGCGCAGCCUGCGCGUGUGGAAGGCCAAGGCAAAGCUGCGGCGCGUCUCCCAGGAGAUCAUCAAGGAGCGGCUCCAGGGCCUGCGUACGCAGCAGGCAGAAGCGGCGGCGUCUGUACAGGGCAGGAUACACGACAUGCUCAAGGCUGCAGAUGGGUCAAGAGAGGAGCGCCCCACCACAGUCGCCUACGAUGCAUCGCUCGACCCGGAGCCACUACUGAAGCUCCGUACCGAGGACAAGGGCAUGGCACAGAUCGAGGAGAAAACCUUUCUGGACGAUCUCGCCAACGAGCGCCGCAGGGUGCAGAAGCUGGGAUACGUCCCCCUGCAGAACAUGUCCCACGAUCGCAGCAACACCGAGAGCAAGCCCAUGACCAGCCAGGCCGUCACCACAAGCGCUUCCAGAUUUGCCCCCGUCGAGAAGGAAGACUAUUCCCAAGCGACCAUGGCCCUUUAUGAGAGGGAGGUCGCGAGGGGCGUCGAGGAUGGCGAGGAGAUCUUCACAGCCGAAGAGGAAGUCGCGUCGGCGCGGCCGCAGUGGGCGGGCGACUACAAGCCGAGAAAGCCUCGCUACUUCAACCGCGUGCAGAUGGGCUAUGAAUGGAACAAGUACAAUCAAACGCACUACGACCACGAUAAUCCCCCGCCCAAGGUUGUGCAGGGCUACAAAUUCAACAUCUUCUACCCAGACCUCGUCGACAAAGCAAAAGCGCCCACGUACAAGAUUGAGCGCGAAAACGGUCGCAAGCGCGGACAGUCUUUCGCGCCAGCUGGUGAAGACGACACAUGCCUCAUCCGAUUCAUCGCCGGCCCACCCUACCAGGACAUCGCCUUCCGCAUCAUCGACAAGGAAUGGGACUACAGCGCCAAAAGGGAGCGCGGCUUCAAGAGCAGCUUCGACAAGGCCCAGCGCCCUUUUGCUCACACCAUCGCAUCUGGACAUUCUGCACAUGGCGUGGACUACGACAGGGUCAAAAGCGGACAUCUCGCGCGACUUGCACAUCAGUAG